Molecule: messenger RNA, 552 nt
Organism: Tetrahymena thermophila SB210
Lineage: Eukaryota; Ciliophora; Oligohymenophorea; Hymenostomatida; Tetrahymenidae
Product: transmembrane protein, putative
Exons: 3
Source: RefSeq, a predicted model, not a curated record
AUGAACCAUAAAAAGAAAAGGUAACUAAAUUUUCAAUUAUCUAAAAAGGCAGUUAUGUGUACUUGCACUGAUAUUGUGAUUUGUAAGAUUACGGAAACUGCCAAAAACAAAUUAGAUUAUAUAAAGAAAUGUCUUAUUCUAGUUAAUCUGUUUUGGACUCUUUCAACAUAAUUUUACAAUGAAGACUUUACUUCCACAUGUAGUUAUUGCUUUCUAAAUAGGCUAGAAAUGAAAAUAAAUUUGUAAGUUAAAAGGUAGACCUAAAUUUAUUUAUCUUCUAAUAGAAGAGAUAAAUUGCUUAUUCAGAUAUUUACAGUCUAUAAUAAUAUUUAAAAAAAUUCUGAGAAAUCUCAUAAAAAUAAUAACUAGAAUUUAUAAUAAAACAAAUAAAAUUAAAGUUUAUAAUUUAAUAUUUAAGAAUAUUUUAAAACUAUUUUAUUUGUAUUUCUUUUAAAUAUAUUACUUUUCUGUCUGUAAUAAUUGAUUGAAACUUACUUGUUUAUCUAAAAAUAUAAAGUUAAAUUUAUAAAAAAUGCUUUCUUAUAAUUAUGA